This is a messenger RNA of Aspergillus japonicus CBS 114.51, 588 nucleotides long. RefSeq lists its product as uncharacterized. The record is from RefSeq and is a predicted model, not a curated record. The transcript has a single exon. Bases 1 to 588 code for a protein of 195 amino acids. NCBI's taxonomy places the organism in Eukaryota, Fungi, Ascomycota, Eurotiomycetes, Eurotiales, Aspergillaceae.
AUGGACGGAGCAGGGACCAGAGGGCGCGGAGGCCGCAGCACAUCUGCCCGCGGGCACCGAGUCGAACCCGACAGCCCCCCACCACCACCCACCACCCCUACCCCCCAAAAAUCUCAGCCCUCUCAGCCAUCAAACACAACCGAUACCACCCCCCGGCUCAUCUCCGACAUCAAAGGCCUCCUCACCCAGAUCGAAGAGCAGCACCACUCCAGCCAACCCACAGCCCCGAGCUGGGUGACGACCGCCCGCCAGAUCAUAGCCGCCGGCGAUGCGGCCCAGAACGACUCCGACCGCCGGCAGUUCGCCCACCAGGCCAAGAUCCAGAACCUGCAUGUCCAGCUCAAGGGGAUCACGCUGGAGAUCAUGGGGUCACUGGCUCGGUUGGAGCAAUUGAGGAAGGAGCUGGAUGAGGCGACGCUGGAGGCUGCGAGGGGUUCCGACAAUGCGUUGUCCAGGGCGACGCGGCUGGCGGUGGAGGUGAUGGUCGAAGCGCACCAGGGAGAUAUGGAGGGGUGUCCGGUGGUCAGGAAGGAGUUGGACGGGCUGGAUGAUGUUCAUGAUCCCAAGGAUGCUGCGGAUCCCGAGUGA